AUUUGGCGUUGCUGGAUGGUCUGGGGACGGCGCUGGCCUAUUGUCCUUCUUCCCAUCAUGCUGCUUAUCUCUGGAAUUGGUGCGAUGCUCAGAUUUUUUUCUCCCGCACUAGUGCUCAAGUUCAUUGAUACUUACCAAGAAUAUACGACUGGCUACGACGACGUAAUUUUCUUCGUUCUGUACCUAUCCUUCGUUCUGGCGACGACAAUAUUGUGUACCACUCUCAUCAUUUACCGCAUUUUGACUGUUGGACGGGCAAGUGAUGGAAUUGGAGGUGGAGUCGGCGUCUAUCGCCAUGUUAUCGAAGUCUUGAUCGAAUCGUCUGCACUAUAUUCUGUAUUCUUGAUCUUAUUAGUGGCCUUUGAGGUUCACGGAGAUUGGGCAGGAUAUUACUUUGAUGCUAUAUCCGGGAUUGUGAGGGGAAUAGCUCCAACGCUGCUUGUUGGGCGUGUCGCCGCAGGACACGCACGUUCGGACGACUCAUGG
This is a messenger RNA of Desarmillaria tabescens, 486 nucleotides long. RefSeq lists its product as uncharacterized. Lineage: Eukaryota; Fungi; Basidiomycota; Agaricomycetes; Agaricales; Physalacriaceae. The transcript is spliced from 3 exons. The record is from RefSeq and is a predicted model, not a curated record. The annotation marks the transcript as partial.